AUGGUUCAGAUCAGCGAGGUCAAGGGUAAUACCCGCGACAAUCGUACAGCUACUCAUACACACAUCAAAGGCCUCGGUCUGCGACCUGAUGGCACCGCGGAGAAACAAGCUGCAGGCUUUGUUGGCCAAGCGGCUGCUCGAGAAGCAUGCGGUGUAGUUGUUGAUUUAAUUCGCGCGCAAAAGAUGGCCGGCAGAGCUAUAUUACUGGCAGGUGGUCCAGGUACGGGGAAAACAGCUCUCGCUCUUGCGAUUAGCCAGGAGCUUGGCACCAAAGUACCCUUUUGCCCUAUUGUUGGGAGCGAAUUAUACUCGGCCGAAGUCAAGAAGACAGAGGCUUUGAUGGAGAACUUUCGAAGAGCCAUCGGCCUUAAGGUCCGCGAAACAAAAGAGGUCUACGAGGGUGAGGUCACCGAGUUGACUCCGGAGGAAGCAGAGAACCCCCUGGGCAGCUACGGCAAGACUAUCAGCACAUUAUUGAUCGGCCUGAAGAGCGCGAAGGGCCAAAAGAAGUUGCGGUUGGAUCCCAGCAUCUACGAAGCCAUACAGAAGGAGAGAGUCACGGUUGGGGAUGUGAUCUAUAUCGAAGCAAACACUGGAGCUUGCAAGCGUGUUGGUAGAUCUGAUGCGUACGCAACAGAAUUUGAUUUAGAGGCGGAGGAGUACGUCCCAAUUCCCAAGGGAGAGGUACACAAGAAGAAAGAAAUCGUUCAAGAUGUCACAUUACACGAUCUUGACAUCGCCAAUGCACGACCUCAAGGCGGACAAGAUAUAAUGAGCAUGAUGGGCCAGUUGAUGAAGCCAAAGAUGACAGAGAUAACCGAGAAGCUACGAGCUGAGAUUAACAAGGUGGUGAACAAAUACAUCGACCAAGGCGUUGCUGAGCUUGUCCCUGGUGUUCUCUUCAUUGACGAGGUCCACAUGCUUGAUAUCGAGUGCUUCACAUAUCUCAACCGAGCGCUUGAAUCAAGUAUCUCACCCAUUGUAAUUCUGGCUUCCAACCGGGGUAUGUGCACCAUCCGCGGUACCGAGGACUUAGUUUCUGCCCACGGAAUUCCCCCGGAUCUCUUGGCUCGUCUUCUCAUUAUCCCUACAAAUCAAUAUCAAGCGGAUGAGAUCAAAAGAAUCGUUCGGAUUCGAGUAACAGUUGAAGGCCUCUCAAUAACGGAAGCUGCGUUGGACAAGAUCGCCGACCAUGGGUCUCGUAUAAGCUUGCGAUAUGCUUUGCAGCUCCUCACGCCUUCCAGCAUUCUUGCGCGUGUAAGCGGUCGCAAUCAGAUCGACGUUAUGGAUGUGGCUGAAUGCGAGGAUCUAUUUAUCGACGCACGGCGAAGUGCAGCGAUCGUGAACGGGGAGACUGGUAAUCACUUCAUUACGUAG
This is a messenger RNA of Lachnellula hyalina, 1377 nucleotides long. It is a transcript of the gene RVB1, whose product is annotated as RuvB-like helicase. The transcript has 3 exons. The coding region runs from base 1 to 1377 and encodes 458 amino acids. Gene Ontology annotation, molecular function: ATP binding; DNA helicase activity; ATP hydrolysis activity. Gene Ontology annotation, cellular component: R2TP complex; Ino80 complex; NuA4 histone acetyltransferase complex. Gene Ontology annotation, biological process: chromatin remodeling; regulation of transcription by RNA polymerase II; box C/D snoRNP assembly. The record is from RefSeq and is a predicted model, not a curated record. Lineage: Eukaryota; Fungi; Ascomycota; Leotiomycetes; Helotiales; Lachnaceae.